This is a messenger RNA of Metarhizium album ARSEF 1941, 2166 nucleotides long. RefSeq lists its product as uncharacterized. The record is from RefSeq and is a predicted model, not a curated record. Lineage: Eukaryota; Fungi; Ascomycota; Sordariomycetes; Hypocreales; Clavicipitaceae. The transcript has a single exon. The coding region runs from base 1 to 2166 and encodes 721 amino acids.
AUGCCAAUUGCAGCUCCGAAUAAUCUGUCCACGGAUGGCACGUCGGCUCGCCCAGGCCAGGAAGCCGAGCCUGUUGAUGUAGUAGCUGGUUUGAACGGCGACGCAUCCAUGAUACUACCUACGGGCACGUCGACGUCUGUAGAGCCCUUGAACGAUGGUCAGGCUCAAUACACCUUUCUCCCCUGCCGGGCCGCUGCGACGCACGCUAACUAUCCGCCCAUAGACAUUUCGUAUACCUCGGGAAGCUAUGUCUACUAUGAUGGCCGCAUCAAAAAUGGCGUCCCUGCCAAACUCCAGAAUCUUGAUCAUAGUAAAAACGGCAACUUUGCUGUCAUGCACAUGGGAGUAGUGAAUCUAGGUUCGUCCGAACGGCUUGCCGCGGCGAGACGAACGAGUGAAGGCACUGCAGCUGCUUCCAGGCUGUUCAACCAAGCCGGUUACAAGUCUCUGCGGCAGCUAAAGCAGGACGGGCCCGGUACAGAAUCGCAACAAGAAGAGCUGGUAUCGAAUAGUGCACGCAAGGACAGGGCCAGAAGCAAGCCGCAACCAGGCCAUGGAUUUGCCCAGAGAGCGACUUCGCUAUCGUCCCACGAGACAAAGACAGAACAAGCCCGGCUUUUGACUUUGCUGAGGUCGCUGAACCCUGUCAUGGUUGUCGACCAACUUUGCAAGGGACUCGCAUAUUUCGGCGGCAUACCUGGCGCUCCUCCUCCGGCAGAUGAUGGUGCUUUCCCACAAAGUAACGCCGCGAAUGGUCCCGGCUCUUACUUUGUUGGCUGGCUUGCCGAGAUCUUUCCAAAUGUGGAUGCCUCAACAGCGCCUCGCUUCGGUGGUUCCGCCCAAUUUCCGCCAGGGGAUCUUUCAACGACGACUGCCUCUUCUUGGAUGUCCGCAUCAUCACCGACUUCGAAGCCCGCCGCUACAGUGCCUGCGGCUGCUACGGUACAAACAAACUCCCCAUCGCCAGAAGAAGCCGCGAUAGUUGGGACUGGAAAGAGGAAAAGGGGCAGACCCAAGGGGAGCAAGAGCACCAAGGUUCGCGCAGAUAAGGGCAAGAGGCACAUGUCAAAAGCACUCAAAUAUAGCGUGCCACUUGUCAUACCGAUCGGUAAUGAAAAUGAUGGUGUAGCCGAACGGGGGAAUAUGGAGGUGGAUGUUCCGGUAACAAGCGACAACACUGCGAGGCCUGGAAUUGCUGAUGAUCCUGACAUACAAUCGAAUGCUCCCAAGGCCACUCUAUUGGUCAGAAAGAGGGGUCGACCAAAGGGCUCCAAAAAUCGACCAAAGACGAACAACAGCGACGAGAAUCAGUCGGCGCCGCAUACCAAUCAGCCACAGCCUGCACAACCUCAAACGGCGUCUACAUCUGGCACCGAAAGUGCUGAGAAUGCCAUUUCAAAAAAUGACUAUCCCGCAGAGACACAGUUCGCAGGAGACAACCUAGCCCAACAUGCUGCGGAGCCGGGCCACAAUCAGCCGAACAUAGCUGUCCAACAACCCAUGCCUGCCAGCAACAGCAACAGCUUGCCAAGGAAGAGAAACACCGCACAUCAAAGCCAGAGAGACGUUGUAGGAAACAAUAAUGACGAUUCUUCGUCCCGUGCGCCACAAGGGACGAAGCGUCAACGUGUAUCAAAUGGAAGCGGCCUAAGUGCCGGUUCUGGAUCACAGCCGGAAUUCCUGCCUGGCAGUUUUAACUCUCAGACCCAGGCCAAUGGCUCUGGAAUCGAAAGAAUGGGAAUUGGGGCACACCCCACUCAGACAUCACAACUUGGACAUUUCUACAUGGCCAACUAUCCACAACAGCAACAGCUCGAGUUGCCAAACCUGAGCCAAGCCAUUACAAGACAACAAACAAACAGCCCAUUCGCGUCGCAGCAUGUAAACGCAGCAGCACAGAGUUACUAUAGUCAGCAAAGUAUGCAGCAAGCCUCUCAUCUUAUGACGUCAAUUCGUUCCUCCGGUGGUAGCUUUAGCCAUACCAUGGCUGACAACACUGAUGUGCGUUUAUCUCAAGAUCAUGCUAAACAACAAUCAGCCGGACCACAAACUGGAGGGAGAAAGCAAGGCUAUCUCAGCAAUCACGGCAGACCACCUGGGCCUCAUUCAUCCGCUAAUACCGCCUUGGGAACCUACUCGACCUUUCACACCCAAGGCUUCAUGUAG